AUGCAUCAGCUGGAUGUUGUGUGGAAGGCCAACUGCUCUUUGGCAGAGGUGUUGGGAUUAUGUCUUGUUGGCAUCUUGUUUGCUGGAGCUUUUCGCUCUGAGUGGUACUCCAGCUGUCGGACUCCGCUGUGGUCCGUGUGGUCCCUUGGGCCAUCAUCUUGCUCAGCAGGGAUCCGGACUCACCUUCCUGUCCCUGUGCUUGUCUCUCCCACAGGGCUGACGGGAAACCAAGCUGAGUCCCCAGCCCCGAUCCAAGGCCAUCACAGAGCAGCAACCAGCUGGACACGACUCCGGCGAGCUGCCGCCGAGGAGACCUACUGGUCCUACUCAGUGGCCAUCAUGCUGAAGGAUGAAUUCUUUGUUCGGGGAGCAGGUCUACCUGGCCGGUUCAAGGCAGAAAAGGUGGAGUUUCACUGGGGUCCGAGUAACGGAUCAGAGGGAUCGGAGCACAGCAUCAACGGUCGGCGGUACCCAGUGGAGAUGCAGAUUUACAUGUACAACUCAGACGACUUUGACAGCCUCAGCGCGGCGCUCAGGGAGAAGAGGAUUAUUGCUGCCAUGGCUGUGUUUUUUCAGGUGGGAGCGACGGACAACCCCGCUGUCGACCCCAUAAUCCAUGGGCUGAGGGGUGUCGUCCAUCAUGAGAAAGAAACUUUUCUGGAACCGUUUGUGCUGAAGGACUUGCUGCCCGCAUCACUGGGGAGUUACUAUCGGUACACCGGCUCCCUGACCACUCCCCCCUGCAGUAAGGUCGUCGAGUGGAUCGUGUUCAGCAGACCGAUUUAUGUCUCCUACAAACAGUUGGAGGCCUUCUACUCCAUCUUCACCACAGAGCAGCAAGACCACGUCAAGUCUGUGGAAUAUCUGCGCAGUAACUUCAGGCCCAUUCAGAGCUUAGGCAGUCGACACGUCUUCAAGUCUGCAAUCAAGGAUGCCUGGAUGCCUCACAUGAUAGACGGCAGCAUCAGCCCAUAUGGCACAGAGGCUUCCAAAGUUUGCAGCAGUGCUCCCACAAACAUGAAGGUGCAGCAUGUGAAUGCCAGCACGCUGAUGGUUCGCUGGACACGUCCAGAGGUCACCUACCACCCGCCCAUCCUGCACUUCCUGGUCUCUUACAGCUGGACGGCCCACGAUGACAGUUAUGAGGAGACGCACGUCACUGAUGCCAAACAGAAACCGGAGGCGAUCAUCUCUCCCGUCUCCCCAGAUGUUCUGUAUCUGUUCCGGGUCCAGGCCGUCUGCAUGAAUGACAUGCGCAGUGACUUCAGUCAGAGUAUGCUCUUCAGAGCAAACACGACCCGGAUAUUUGAAGGAACAAGAAUCGUCAAAACUGGAAUGCCGACCAUUUCGCCAGCUUCUUCAGCUGACAUGGCUCCCAUUUCCUCUGGCUCAUCCACUUGGACGUCCUCGGGUCUCCCUUUCUCUUUUGUCUCCAUGGCAACAGGGAUCGGUCCCUCUUCCAGUGGUAGUCAGGCAACAGUGGCGUCUGUGGUGACCAGCACUUUAUUGGUGGGCCUGGGUUUCAGCGGUGGUGUCAUAUCCUCUUUUCCCAGCUCCAUCUGGCCAACCAGAAUGAGCACACAUGAUCCCGCAUCCACCCACCAGAGCGCCAACCCUGUAGGUCCAACCAGAGAUACCACGAGUAUCAUAAACUCUCCAAAAGAUAGUGGAGAAGCUGGGAGCACUGAUACCAACAAGGGCAAGGAUCAAGGAGAGGAUGGAGAAAAGGAAGCACAGGAUAAGGAAGAAGAAGAGGAGGAUGAGAAAGAAGAGAAAAAGAAGCGGAAAGGAUCAAGAGGUUUAUGUGAGACAGGCAGGCAGGACAACAUAAGACCUGUGAAGGAGCACAAGCCCACUGCAAAGCAGGAAGAAGCAGCGGAAGCAGGUGUGACACCUGCUGUGACACCUGUUCAAGAAGAACUACUGGACGACCUGCCUGAUUCCAGCCCAGUCAGUGGCACAUCGGCAGUUCUCCUGGCACUCAAAGAACCUGCAGCCUCACUGUGCAGCAGCCACGGGCCUUUCUCCAUCCUCACAGAUAACCAAAGCAGAGUGAAGUGGCGCUUGCUGGCCGUGAGGGACUCCAAGUACACCGACUACAUCAACUACGUGGAUAAGAAAUCUGAGCAGUAUCUGCUGACCCAAAACAUUGCUGGUAACACAGUCGUAACAAUGAAAAGCACCCAAGUUCACGCCUGCUGCACCGUUUACCACUUCACGCUGUGGAACAGUAAAGUCCUAAAGGACCUGAAGUGGAACCCUAAGGGCCAGGCCCAGAAUGAUCGGUCAAUACCCCGGUACCAUUACAGUCUGUGGCCCAACAUGGGCUUUCCUGAGUCUACCCUGCCUGUCGUCACAUCUGUCCAUAGGUCUUCAGCCACCCACAUACUGUCAAUAGGAGCUGUGUCUGUCCAUUUCAGUUCUGGACAGGGUCUGAUGGCGAUGUCCAUCGUAUGCAACUACACGCUGCAGCAGGACAAAGACAAGAGCACAGCCGAUGGACCCGUCUUCCUGGAAGACAUGCGCAGCAGGCACAGCGUCACCCUGACUCACUCAGCACCUCAGCGCCUGGAUGGGCUGGAAUGGAGAGGCAACCCUCUGUCCGACUCAGUGAACCAGUACCAGUACAAAGUUCUGCUCUGCUUGUUUGGCACCAAGGUAAACGUCUUUGCAUUUCUGGACAUUCCCGGCGCCACGUCGGAGCCGGCGCACAGACUGAUGGGUCUGAGGCCCUGGAAGAGCUCAGAAAGGAGCCGCUUUACUUUGUCAACCAUCACCCAACUACUGUAGACGACACUUUUUGAGGCCUUUUUUGUUUUGUUUUGUUUUUUCCAGACUCUUCGUGAAAAUGAAAAGCCUGAGAACUUUUUUACACUGAUGAGACAUUUAAAAUUUUCCCCUGUUUUAUGUUUUCAUGUCCUCCUAAACGGUUCCACCUGCAUUUUACUUGGCGAAGGUGAGACGAGGCGAUGAGAAACACUUCUGUCUUUUCUUCUUUGCACUACGUAAUGUCAGUGUUACUGCCGACACACUAAAACUGAUUCACACGAGCGCGCGUGCUCGCUCCCGUUUCGUUUCGGUUUUUGAUAUGCCAAGGCGAUGGACUUUCUUCAUCUAACUGCUUCUGUGAAGGACAUCGUUCUGCCUGCCUCCACUUUGCUCCCACCUCAGUCACAAAACGCUGUUCAGCCUCUUCUCAGUGAUCAUCCACGUCGUCGCCAAACCGCGGUGCCGGUGCCUAUAACCACACACGAGUAGCGCUUCUUCCCCUCUUUGCUUUGUUUAUUUUCACAUUUUAUGUUCCAUUUCUGAAGCUGGUGUAAUAUCUGCUACUGUGAACUUUUAUGAUUAAUCUUUGUAUUAGUUGUUAUGCAUUUUAAAAACUGGAAAUACUGUACGUAUACAUAUAUAAAGUUAUCCUUAUUGUAAUAA
Thalassophryne amazonica is the source of this 3432-nucleotide messenger RNA. RefSeq names its product receptor-type tyrosine-protein phosphatase gamma-like. Gene Ontology annotation, biological process: protein dephosphorylation. The record is from RefSeq and is a predicted model, not a curated record. The coding region runs from base 1 to 2790 and encodes 929 amino acids. Gene Ontology annotation, cellular component: plasma membrane. Gene Ontology annotation, molecular function: protein binding; protein tyrosine phosphatase activity; zinc ion binding. NCBI's taxonomy places the organism in Eukaryota, Metazoa, Chordata, Actinopteri, Batrachoidiformes, Batrachoididae. The transcript has 17 exons.